This is a messenger RNA of Lolium rigidum, 3018 nucleotides long. RefSeq names its product protein FAR1-RELATED SEQUENCE 6-like. Bases 20 to 2590 code for a protein of 856 amino acids. Gene Ontology annotation, biological process: regulation of DNA-templated transcription. The record is from RefSeq and is a predicted model, not a curated record. NCBI's taxonomy places the organism in Eukaryota, Viridiplantae, Streptophyta, Magnoliopsida, Poales, Poaceae. Gene Ontology annotation, molecular function: zinc ion binding. The transcript is spliced from 7 exons.
UCAGCAGAGAGCAAGUGAUAUGGUAGAGGAGUUGCCGAGGCAGGUGCCAAUCGAGAGCGUGGCUGCUAGUGUCGAUGGGAAGAUGCCAGAGCUACCACAGAAUGGCGCAUUGCCGAAGAAUGUUGCAGAAUCUCAGGUUUUGGGAGGUACUCCUGGGAGGGAGUUGCCGUUGCAUCAGGGCAAAGAGGUGAUCUUCGUUGAUGACAAUGAUAGCGGCCAGGAAGAUGCUGGGAAGGCCAAGGUGGAUGAGAACGCUCCGCGUUACGGCCUGAGAUUCAAAACUUAUGAUGACGCACUGGAAUACUACAAGCAGUACGCGGCGGAUUCUGGCUUUUCGACCAUCAUUCUCAAGUCAUCCUACUUGAAGUCAGGGGUUUGUCGGAGGUUGGUGCUUGGAUGCAGUCGGGCUGGGAGAGGGAGAGCAAAUGCAUGCUAUCUGUCUAGAGAAACAGUAAAGAUAAACUGCCCAGCUAGGAUCUCGUUGAAGCUAAGGCAGGAUAGGUGGCUUCAUAUUGACGACGCCAAGCUCGAUCACAACCAUCCGCUCAACCAAUCCUCAGAGCCGCUCAUGAGCUGUUACACGAAAUUGACCGAUGCGAAGAAUCGGGAAGCUGCUUCAUCACGAUUAAAAGGACGCAGGAAUGUUCCGAUACCUGACAAGGUGCAAGGGAACUUUACUGAGAUAGGAAGGCUUAAAUUCGGGGAAGGAGAUGAUGAGCACAUUCAGAAGUUUUUCGGGACUAUGCAGAAUAAAAACCCAAACUUCUUCUACUUACUAGAUUUGGACAAAAAAGGGCGUCUACGCAACUUGUUUUGGAGUGAUGCUAGGUCACAGGCUGCUUAUGAAUACUUUGGUCAAAGGGAAGUUGUUUACUUUGACACUUCAUACUUGACCGAGAAGUAUGAUUUGCCACUUGUUUUCUUCACUGGGAUGAAUAAUCAUGGCCAGUCUGUUCUGUUUGGUACUGGUUUACUUUCAGAUCUAAGUGCUGAGAGCUAUACUUGGUUAUUUAGGGCAUUUUUGGCAUGUAUGAAACAUCAAUACCCAAACGCAAUCAUCACUGAGCAUUACAAUGCUAUUCUAGAUGCAGCUAGAGAAGUAUUUUCCCAAGUUAGACACCGCCUUUGUCUGUAUCGCAUUAUGAGAGAUGUGGCAGAGAACCUGAAAACACAUGCAGAAUUCAAAACAAUUAAGAGAGCGCUGAAGAAAGUAACAUAUGGGUCCUUGAAGAAACCAGAGUUUGAAGCUGACUGGAAGAGAACUAUUGAGGAUCAUGGACUUGCAGAAAAUCAGUGCCUCAGUUCCUUGUACGAGCAUCGGGAAUUAUGGGCUCCUGCCUAUCUGAAAGACCAAUUCUGGGUAGGUAUGUCAGUUUCACAGCGUGGGGAGUCUGUUGCUUCAUACUAUGAUGGAUUUGUGUACCCCAAAACUUCUUUGAAGCAAUUUUUCAGUAAAUACGAGAUGAUAUUGGAGAGUAAAUACAAGAAAGAGUUGCAAGCAGAUGAAGAAUCCUCCCAUAGAACUCCACUGACUGUAACAAAGUUCUACAUGGAAGAGCAGUUGGCCAAAGCCUACACAAUCAACAUGUUCAGGAAAUUUCAGGAUGAGCUGAAAGCAACAAUGUAUUGUGAUGGCAUGCCAAGUAAAGUUGAUGGCUCAAUUGUUACUUUUGAAGUGAAAGAAUGCUCAUACAUGGAAGAUGGAAAGGAGACGGAGAGCAGGACUUGUGAAGUUUAUUUUGAUAAAGAAGGGCUCACUGUUGUUUGUGAAUGUGGUUUCUAUCAGUUCACUGGUAUCUUAUGUAGACAUGCAUUGUCUGUGCUAAAGUUGCAUGAGAUGUUUGAGAUUCCGUCAGCAUAUGUCCUUGAUCGCUGGAAAAGAGACUAUAAGAAAUUGCAUGCUUUGGUACAUUACCCUAAUGGGAUGCUCCUUGGUGACACAGUUGAGCGUCAUGAUUAUUUGUUCGCACAGUGCCGACAGCUGCUCAAUUUGGGCUUCAUAUCUGAUAAUAGGUACCUUGUUGCUCUGAAGUUACUGAGAGAAGCAGAAAAGGCUCUUCUGGACGAGGGCCAAGCUGAUGGAGAGAGGCAACUGAGGUUUCUCUCGUUCGAAGCUGAAACGCCUGAAAAUGGAGAAGGCCUUUUUGGUCCUCAGUUUUCAGAGGGUGUAAGGAAUUCUGUGUCAACAAAUGCAAAGCGCAGGGGUCGUCCAGCAAAGGAAGUGGCAGACAAUUCAGAUCCGGUAUUACGGUCAAAUAAAGAACAGGAUUUUCUGCGAUCAUCAUUUGUGACAGCUGAAGCUAAUAUGAUUCAAGGGACACCGUCAGCUUCCCAUCAUGAAAGUCCUCACAUGGAAGUGCAUGCAGGCAUUGAUUUAAUGGAAGGAAUAUCUCCAAACCUGUCAUUUGGAGCUCCAUUUGCAAUGGAUGUUAAUCACCAACAUCAUCAAUUGCCUAAUCAACCAAGGAUGAUGCCGAACAACUUUAUGCAGGUACAGGCAGAUCCCCAUGCGUUUGAGAAUCAGUGGGGUUACAACCCAACAGUGCAGGAUAAUUCAAUUAUAAGAACUCCUACAAGAAGAGCGGGGUAGAACAUGUUCUUUGCUCUAGUUGUGGCAGUAGAAUUUUAGGUACUACGACUUCACCGGAACUUGUAAUUACUGCCUGGACUAACCUGGUGACACCAAUUUGGUAGUACUCUACAAAGGUGCAUUUGAUAACUCGGCGGAGGAAUCCAAUGGAAAACACAAUUUUUUUGUUACGUCCUGUUAACUACUGCUGCUUGUCUGCCCGGUGAAUUUUGGCUUUAAGUUGUACAUAGUGUUAGUCCAUGUGUUUCGCUGUUUGUUGCUGCUGUCUAGUGGAUUACUGAUGCCCCAGUGUCACCUGAAAGCUCGUUGAUCAUAAGUUUUCUCAACACGGGGCUUUGACAUGAGGAGUCUGCUGUAACUUCUGUAUUGUGGUGGUAGAUUAAAAAUGAAGACUGUUCUAACCAGUGAUGUUGAGAGUUGCCACAGUA